AUGCACUUCCGAUGGCUGCUUAGGCAAGGCGCCCUGCCUCUCCUCUCGCUCGCAGCAACUGUCCGAGGUGCCCUGGUUGCGAACCAGACCGACUCGUACCUGCUCAUCGCCAACGACAGACUGACUGCCGCCGUCAACAAGUCAACGGGAUCCAUCAAUUACCUCUAUCUCGAUGGACAGAAUCUCCUCGGCACAACAGCCACGUCCCCUGUCACGCCUGGUGGCUCCACAGGGAACGGCGCCAGCGGCAUUGGACCAUACUUGGAUUGUUACUGCACUCCUAGUGGAUUCUACACGCCAGGAUCUCAAAAUGCCAACUAUACUUUGUACUCGGGUGUCGACUCUUUGAAUGUCUCUUAUGGAGGAAUCUCCAUGAGCCAGGUCUAUGCUCCAACAGGUCAAGUGCUUGAGCAGUACUGGUUCCUCCGGGACGGCGAGACGGGCCUGCACAUGUUCAGCCGCUUCGCCUACCACAACAAGACGAAGCCUUUGUCGGGCGUCUUCCAAGAAUUCCGGACCCUCUUCAGGCCGAACACACCGCUCUGGACAGAGCUGGUCACCGAUUCGGAGAUCCACGGCCCUUCUCCCGUCCCGAACCCUGCAGCAGGCAACUCCUCGCUGGCAUACACUGUGCAGGAUGCGACCUGGUACCUCGGCAACAGGACUGCAGAUCCAUAUGUCGAGGCGUUUUCUGACUACUUCACGAAGUACACCUUCUCGAGCGUGUGGAGGGACCAGAAAGUGCAUGGCAUGUUUGCAGACGGCAAGCACAGCAACGAUGGGUCGACUUUCGGUUCCUGGUUCGUUAUGAACACCAAGGAUACCUACUUCGGAGGCCCGACCUGGUCGGAUCUCGUCGUGGACGGCAUCGUGUACAACUACAUCGUCUCCAACCACCACGGUAACCAGGCACCCAACAUCGUGGACGGGUUCGACCGGACGUUCGGCCCGUCAUACUACUUCUUCAACAAGGGCGAGCCCGGGACUGAGUGGCAGGAUCUGUACAACGAGGCGCUCGAGCUGGCCACUCCGGAGUGGAACGCACAAUUCUACGAUGACAUUGCGCAUCUCGUGCCCAACUACGUGCCCACUUCUGGCCGCGGCUCUUGGAAAGCCACCGUUGAGAUUCCCGAGGGCGGCGAGAACCCGGUCGCGAUAUUGUCGGUCCCGGGCUUCGACUUCCAGGACAACAGCAAUGACACCGAUGCGUACCAGUACUGGGCGGACAUCGAUGGCGAAACGGGCGAGAUCCAGAUCGAUCGAAUCAAGGCUGGCACUUACAGGCUGACCGUGUACGCGAACGGAAUCUUCGGUGACUACGUCCAGGAGGACAUUGUGGUGGAGGCUGGAGAAACCACAGACAGUGGUGUUAUCACUUGGGAAGCCGAAUCGGCUGGCAAGGAGCUCUGGAGGAUAGGCACGCCAGACAAGACCGGCGGCGAGUGGCUCCACGGCGACCACCCCGACCCAGACCACCCCCUCCACCCACCGGAGUAUCGCAUUUACUGGGCCGCAUACGACUACCUGGACGACUUCCCUGAAGGCGUGAACUUCCACGUCGGCACCUCCGACGAAGCCAAGGACCUUAACUACGUCCACUGGUCCGUCUUUGGCGGCUACGCCAACUCUGUGCGCCCGACGCAAGUCGAGGGCGACGGCAAUAUAAACAAUUGGACCGUGACGUUCGACGUGGACGACCAGGCCCUGGCCGGGACGACGGAGGCCGUCUUCACUAUCCAGCUCGCUGGUGCCAAGUCGGCUUCCGGGAAUACGGAUGUCUUCAAUGCGUCGCAGCCGUACGCCAACAUCCCUUACACCGUGGUGAUGAACGGUCACGAGUUGGAGACCUGGACGAUCCCGUAA
Molecule: messenger RNA, 1863 nt
Organism: Diaporthe citri
Lineage: Eukaryota; Fungi; Ascomycota; Sordariomycetes; Diaporthales; Diaporthaceae
Exons: 1
Coding region: 1-1863 (620 amino acids)
Biological process (GO): carbohydrate metabolic process
Molecular function (GO): catalytic activity; carbohydrate binding
Source: RefSeq, a predicted model, not a curated record